AUGGUGCGCUGCGGUGCGGCCGCGCUGCUCGCCGCGCUGCUCGGCGUCUGCGUCUGGACCGACGAGACCGGGAAAGUUAUCUCGGACCGGUUCGCCGUCUACUGGAACCGGAGCAAUCCCAGGUUCCACCGUGGGGACUACACGGUGGAGGUGAGCAUCAACGACUACCUGGACAUCUACUGCCCACACUACGAGGAGCCGCUGCCGGAGCGGAUGGAGAGGUACAUCCUCUACAUGGUCAACUACGAGGGCCACGCGUCCUGCGACCACCGGCAGCGCGGCUUCAAGCGCUGGGAGUGCAACCGCCCCGACUCCCCCAACGGGCCCCUCAAGUUCUCCGAGAAGUUCCAGCUCUUCACCCCCUUCUCGCUGGGAUUCGAGUUCCGACCCGGCCACGAGUACUACUACAUCUCCGCGUCCCCCCCGAACACGGUGGACAGGCCCUGCCUGAAGCUGAAGGUUUAUGUUCGGCCAACAAACGAUUCCCUCUACGAAUCCCCGGAGCCCAUUUUCACCAGCAACAACUCCUGCUGCAGCCUCAGGGUGCCGCCGGCGGCGCUGGCGGUGGUGCCGGUCGUCUGGACGCUCCUGGUCUCGUAGCACCGACACCGAAACACCGGGAGCGGCUCCGCGGGGCGGGAGCGGCCCGGGCACGGAUCCCGCCCGGCCCGAAUCGCCUGGAUGGUGCCCAGGGAGGGUCGGUGCUGCCGACGAGGAUCCUGUCACCGCCUGAAGUCCCCGCUGUAGCGCUGCCGUCCCGCGGGGCUGGCCCGGGAGAUGGAUCCCGAUUUCCAUCCCUGCCCUGCAGCUCCGGCUGUCCCGGUGGGGCGUUGCUUUUUACAUUUCUAGACCAAAUACAGAGUCCUCGUCCGUUCGGGUUUUUUUCUUUUCUUUCUUUGUUUUUUUUUUUUUUUUUUUUUUUUGGUUUGGUUUGUUUUUUUAUUUUUUUUUUGUGGUUUGUUUGGGUUUUUCUUUUUGUUUUUUUUAAGAAAAAAUAUUUUUAUUUUUAUUUUUAUUUGUUGAGUUAUUCCUGUCGGGUCCUCCUGGUGCCAGACUGACCCGCACCAGCCAGGCUCGGUUCCCUGAGGAGCCCCCAUUGUCCCCUCCGUGGGCAGAGCCACCGGACACAGCGAUGGUGCCACCGGCUCCGUGGGCACGGACUCCUUCCCAGCCCGGCUGCAGGACGUCACGGAGCCGGACCUGCCACCCACGGCCACCCCCUGCCCCAGGCACGGGGGGCCUGGAUGGACACAACCCCCCUCUGAGCGCCCAGGGCUUCACCCUGUCCCCUCAACUCGUGCCACGGAUGUCACCGUGGAUGUGACGGAUGUCAUCGCCCUCCCCGUGGGACACCGGGGUGGCUCCGUGAGCAGCAAAGGAAACUGGAUGCAGCCAAGGAGAGCACUGGGGACAGCUGGCAUGGGGACACUGGGAUGUCCAGCAUGGAGAGCACCAGCAUGGCUGGCAUGGAGAACAUCAGGACGUCCAGCAUAGGGACAGCAGGGGGAUGUCACCCGUGGAGAGCACUGGAAUGUCCCCCAUGGAGAGCACUGAGGAUGACCAGCAUGGAGAGCACUGGGAUGUCCAGCACAGAGAGCACCGGGAUGUCCCCCAUGGAGAGCCCUGAGGAUGGCCAGUACUGGGAGAGCAGGCAGUGGCCAGCAUGGAGAGCACCAGGCACAGGGAGCAGCAGGAAUGGCCAGCACUGGGAGCACCGAGUGGCCACGGGCAUGGAGAGCACCGGGGACGGCUGGCACUGAAGACGACUGGCACUGGGAACACUGGGAGCACUGGGAAGGGCUGGCACUGCCAAUGGCCAGCACUGGGGACAGCGGGAAUGGCCGGGUGGCACGGGGAGCACCGCCGGGCGCUGGGAGCCGGCAGGCCGGGCUCGCCCAGCCGUGGGCAUCGCUCCGAGGGCGUUUGGCCAGCGCUGGGGCAGGAGGAGCGUGUGCCAUGGAUUUUCCUCCUCCGCCCUGCUCCGUGUUCCCCCGAUGCUUUGGGGGUACAGGAGCCCCCCUGGGGGGCCGGUGGCCUCGUGCGGGGCCUUCCUGGUGCUCCCCCAUCGUCCCCUGACAUUCCAGGCCUGGGCUUGGGGAUUUUUCCCUUUUCCUUUGCAUUAAUAAGUGACCCCCCCCCCCCACCCGCCAAACCCCGAAUCCGAGGGGUGACCCCAGGGGUGGCACAUCCCCAGGGAGGGGUCACCCUGCAGCCCCAGGGUCUGACCCCUCCUCGCCUUAAAUCUGGGGCUGUCCCACCUUAGGGGGGUCUUGUGCCCGUCCCGCAGAACCCAGGGGUGGUCGGAUGGUCCCGGGGGAUGCCAGAGAUGGGCUCAGGCCUGGCUGGAGCCCCCCCAGUUCCGAGCAGAUCCCGGCCCUUCCUGCAGUGGGGGCCGGGGGGGGCUCUGUCCCUGUACAUACAGCGCUAUACUGUGAGCGUUUUUUUUAUGUAUUGUUGAGAAUGGAUUUUAUGGAAGGGUUUAUCUUAUUUUUAUUUUAUUUUUAUUUUUUAGACUAGGAAGCUGGAAUCUUGCAAUAAGCUCAUCUCGACCAUCCAAAAAAAAAAAAAAAAAAAAACAAAACCAAAAAAACGGAAAAAAAAUUAAAAAAAAAAAGAAAACAGCAAAAAACCCCCAUAAUUAAAAAAAAAAAAAAAAAAAAGUACAUUCC
Messenger RNA from Cinclus cinclus, 2669 nucleotides. It is a transcript of the gene EFNA2, whose product is annotated as ephrin A2. The transcript is spliced from 4 exons. NCBI's taxonomy places the organism in Eukaryota, Metazoa, Chordata, Aves, Passeriformes, Cinclidae. Gene Ontology annotation, molecular function: ephrin receptor binding. Gene Ontology annotation, biological process: osteoclast differentiation; axon guidance; ephrin receptor signaling pathway. The record is from RefSeq and is a predicted model, not a curated record. Gene Ontology annotation, cellular component: plasma membrane. Bases 1 to 600 code for a protein of 199 amino acids.